This is a messenger RNA of Condylostylus longicornis, 5607 nucleotides long. RefSeq names its product laminin subunit gamma-1 (gene LanB2). Lineage: Eukaryota; Metazoa; Arthropoda; Insecta; Diptera; Dolichopodidae. The coding region runs from base 448 to 5325 and encodes 1625 amino acids. The record is from RefSeq and is a predicted model, not a curated record. The transcript is spliced from 18 exons.
CGAAUUGUAGUUUAAAUCUUGUAGUGCGGUAAGAUCGCGCGGAUCUUGCAGUUCAUAAAAACAAAAAAAAAAAUAAGAAAAAGAAAAAAAAACUACUUUAUGUUGAGACAUACACUGUGAACGCCUUUACAUUUUUUUUUUUCAUUUGGAUUAUCAUUUGAUAGCUAUUUUGGAAUAUUAUAGAGUUUUUAUAAGAAAAGAAAAAAUAAUUAAUUUGUUUAUGUGCAAUACUCACAAUAUAUAUAACACAAUAAAAUUUUAACAAAUUUAAAUAAAAAAAAAUUAUAUCGGAAUGAUAAUAUAAAAAAUUAAAUUAAUAAAAAUCAAAAAAAAAAAUUAAAUAAAAAAUUAUAUAAGUAUAUAAUUUGAACAAAUAUAUAUAUACAUAUAAGUAUAUAUAUAUUUUAAAAACAGAAAUAAUAGAAAAAUAAAUAGUUGUAUAAUAAAAUGAAAAAACUGAAGUGGAUAAAUUCACAGCAAAUACUAUUAAGUAUUUUAGUAAUAUUAGGAUGUCAAAAUAAAUAUGGAAUUAAUGCAAAUGAGAAUACACAUUUUUUACCAGCUUUAGCAUGCUAUGAUACAUACGGUCGCCCACAGAAAUGUAUACCAGAAUUCGUCAAUGCUGCAUACAAUAUACGUAUGGAAUCAACGAAUACAUGUGGUGAGCAUGGAGAACGAGAAUUUUGUGUACAAACAGGAUAUUCAAAUAAAAAAAGUUGUGAUAUUUGUCGAUACCGUGAUCACGACUCAAUUUAUUUAACUGAUAUACAUGAUCCACAAAAUCCAACAUGGUGGCAAUCAGAAACAAUGUUUGAAGGUGUUCAACAUCCUAAUCAAGUGAAUUUAACAUUGAGAUUUGGUAAGACUUAUGAUAUCACUUACAUUCGGAUUGUUUUCCGUUCCCCUCGGCCGGAAUCAUUUGCAAUAUAUAAACGUGUUUCACAUAAUGGACCAUGGAUACCAUAUCAAUUCUACAGUGCUACAUGUCGUGAUACAUAUGGGUUACCAGAUGGUUCAUCGAUACAACGUGGUGAAGAUGAAUCAAGAGCAUUAUGUACAAGCGAAUAUAGUGAUAUUUCACCAUUAAGGGAUGGUAAUAUUGCAUUUUCAACAUUAGAAGGUAGACCAAGCGCAAUAAAUUUCGAAAAUAGUUUAACAUUACAGAAUUGGGUAACAGCUACAGAUAUCAAAAUUACUCUAGAUCGUUUGAAUACAUUCGGAGAUGAAGUAUUCUUUGAUGCUCAAGUUUUAAAAUCAUAUUUUUAUGCAAUAUCUGAUAUUGCUGUUGGUGCACGUUGUAAAUGUAAUGGACAUGCAAGUAAUUGUGUUGUAAGUACCGGUUUAAAUGGUGAACAUACAAAAGUAUGUGAAUGUAAACAUAACACAGAUGGACCUGAUUGUGAAAGAUGUCUUCCAGCAUUUAAUGACCAAGAAUGGAAACGUGCAACAUCUAAAAAUGUUAAUGAAUGUAAACCUUGUAAUUGCAAUGGAAAAUCCGAAAAAUGUUUCUUUGAUCGUGCUCUAUUCAAUUUAACGGGGCAUGGAGGUCAUUGUAUUGAUUGUAGAGAUAAUCGUGAUGGUCCACAUUGUGAAAGAUGUAAAGAAAAUUUUUAUAUGAGAGAAGAUGGUUAUUGUAUACAUUGUGGUUGUGAUCCAAUUGGUUCACGCUCAUUACAAUGUAAUACAGAGGGUAAAUGUCAAUGUAAACCUGGUGUUACUGGUGAAAAAUGUGAUCGUUGUGAUAGCAAUUAUUAUCAAUUUAGUAUACACGGUUGUCAACCAUGUGGUUGUGAUCCAAGAGGUUCAUUAGAUAAUAAACCAUACUGUGACCCAAAUACUGGACAUUGUUUAUGUAAAGAAAAUGUUGAGGGAGAACAAUGUAAAGAAUGCAAGCCUGGUUACUUCAAUUUAAAUUCUGAUAAUCGUUUUGGAUGUACACCAUGCUUCUGUUAUGGACAUACAUCACAAUGUCAUAGUGCACAUGGCUACUCAGCAAUAUCAAUUAUAUCUAGCUUCAAUAAAGGAAAUGAAAGAUGGACAGCAACAGAUAAUUAUAAUAGACGGGUUGACUUAAAAUAUAAUCAAUAUAGUCAUAGUAUUGUUACUAUAGCUAAUGGUAAUGAUUAUGUUUACUUCAAUGCAUCCGAUCGAUUCCUGGGCAAUCAAAGAGCAUCAUAUAAUCAUUUAUUGAAAUUCCAGUUACAUCUAGUAGGUCAAAUAAGUCCAAAUCCAUCAUCAUAUGAUGUAAUUUUAGAAGGUUCAGGUUCAAAAAUAGCAUUACCAAUUUUUGCACAAGGAAAUCCAUUACCUGAUCAAAACAAACGUGAAUAUAAGUUUAGACUACAUGAGCAUCCGGAUUAUCAAUGGCAACCAAGUCAAUCAGCACGUAGUUUUAUGUCAAUUUUGAGUAAUUUAACUGCAAUUCGUAUUAGAGCAAGUUAUUCUGUUCAAGGUGAAGCUAUUUUGGAUGAUGUUGAAUUAGAAACAGCACAUCUUGGUGUUGCUGGAAAACCUGCUACCUGGAUUGAAUAUUGUACUUGUCCUGAAGGUUAUUUAGGAAAUUUCUGUGAAUCAUGUGCACCUGGUUAUAGACAUAGUCCUGCUAGAGGUGGUCCUUUUAGUCCUUGUAUUCCAUGUGAUUGUCAUAAACAUGCUGAAAUUUGUGAUUCUGAAACUGGAAGAUGUAUAUGUCAACAUAACACAGCUGGAGAGUCUUGCGAUCAAUGUGCUCGCGGUUAUUAUGGUAAUGCAUUAGUUGGAACGCAAUGGGAUUGUAAAAAAUGUCCUUGUCCUAAUGAUGGAGCAUGUUUACAAAUGCCUGAUGACACUGUAAUAUGUUUAGAAUGUCCAAUGGGUUAUUUCGGUGCCCGUUGUGAAUUAUGUUCAGAUGGUUAUUAUGGUGAUCCAAAUGGUUUAAUUGGAGAAGUAAGAGACUGUAAGUCAUGCGAUUGUAAUGGAAACGUUGACCCAAAUGCUGUAGGAAACUGUAACAGAACAACUGGUCAAUGUUUGAAAUGUAUUUAUAACACAGAUGGAGAUCAUUGUGAUCAAUGUUUACCUGGGCAUUUUGGAGAUCCUCUUGAUUUACCGCAUGGCCACUGUGAACAAUGUAAUUGUGUUCCAGCUGGAACCGAACAAACUGAAGAUGGCAUAUCAAUAUGUGAUCAAUUAACUGGAAAUUGUCGUUGUAAACCAAAUGUUUUUGGACGUGAUUGCAAUGAAUGUGAGCCAGGAUAUUUCAAUUUGGUAUCAGGCAACGGUUGUGAAAGUUGUAAUUGUAAUCCAAUCGGCAGUUAUAAUUCAUCAUGUGAUUUAUUCUCAGGACAAUGCUUCUGUAAACCGGGAGUUACAGGAGAACAUUGUGACCAGUGCGCAACAUAUUACUACGGAUUUUCGAAUGAAGGUUGUCUUGCUUGUGACUGUGACCAAAGUGGUUCUAAAGGAUAUCAGUGUGAUCAAUAUGGCCAAUGUCCUUGUAAUGACAAUGUUGAAGGCCGUCGAUGUGACAGAUGUAAAGAAAAUAAAUAUGAUCGUCACCAAGGUUGUUUAGAUUGUCCAGCUUGCUACAAUUUGGUUAAAGAUGCAGCGGACGACCAUAGAGCGAAAUUAAGAAGUCUAAGUGAAACAUUAGAUAAUAUAGCAAAAUCACCUGUAACAAAUGACGAUGAAUUUGAAUUGAAAUUAAAAGAUGUCCAGCAAAAAGUUAAUAUUCUCUUAGAUGACGCAAAAGCUGGAGCUGGUGGAGGUGAUAAAUCGCUCAUUGAAAAAUUAAAUGAUUUACACGAGCUAUUGGAUAACAUACAAAUAAUGCUUGAUAAUUCCAAACCUUUGCAAGUGUCAGCAAAUUUAGAAAUUGAAAAAGUUGCGAAAAAUAUUACUUUAGCCGAUAACAUUUAUCAAAACGCUAAGAAUGAGCUGGCUAUUGCUCUUGAACUUUUAAACAACGAAGGUGAAACGGCAUUGCAAAAAGCUAGAGACAAAGCGAAUAAAUUUGGUGAACAAUCGGAACAAAUCAGUGAAAUAUCAAGAGAAGCAAGAGCAAUCGCUGACGAGUUGGAAUCACAGGCAGAAUUAGAUUUAAAGAAUGCAACAGAUGCUCAUGCAGCGGCACAAAAAGCUUACGACUUGGCUAAAAAUGCAAUCAAUUUGCAAAAAAAUAUUAGCGAUGAACUAAGAACAGACAUGCGCUUAGAGCUCGAUUCAUUAAAAGCGUCAUUAGGUUCAACUUCACAAUUGACGAAGGAAGCAUUACGAAAAGCAAGUGAAUCGUUUGAUGCUGCAUUAGAAUUGUUUACCAAUGUGAACAGAAUGGAAAUUCCUGAAAUAAAUACGCAACAUUUAAAAGAUCUAGCUGCGGAUGCACAUCAGCAAGCAAUUUUGUUACAAAAUAAAGUUGAAGGUGCUUCUAAUGAAAAUGAUUUGAUUCUAAUUGAGGCUGAUGAAGAAAAUGCAUUAGCUAGAACGCUCAUUGAAAGAGGCCGAAUACAAAAACAGGAUGAUAUUGAUUUAUAUAAUGAAGCUAAGAGUGCAUAUGAUCAUGCAGUUAAAGCUGUAGCACAAGGCGAUAGCACUUUAAAAGAAGCAAAUGCCACUUAUUAUACUCUUGCAGAUUUCCAAGCUGAUGUUCAAAAAUCGUCUGAAAAUGCACAAUUAGCUUUAAAAACGGUCCCCGGAAUUGAAAAUGAAAUUAAAAUCGCUGAAGGUAUGAUUCGUGAUGCUGAAAUGGCUCUUUCUGGUGCUUUAGGAAAUGCAAAUGAAGCCAGAAAGAAUGCUCAAGAAGCACAAGAAAAGUUUGCUGAACAAGCUUCCAAGGAUGCUGAAAAUAUUCGUAAAAAAGCUACUGAAACUAAACAAAAAGCUAAACAAUUACGUGAAGAAGCUGAUCAAUUAAAUCAUCGUGUUUUAAUAACUGAACAAGAAGCCAGACAAUCUGAAGAAAGUACAAAAAAAGAUAGCAAUUUAUUAGCUGAUGCAUCUCGAAAGGUUGGAGAAGCUAACACAGGAACUUUAGAAGCUAGAGAUCAAGCACUGAAAGCUGUAACAGAAAUUAAUUCUAUAAUGGAAAUUUUAAAUAAUUUAAAGGAUAUUAAUGUUGAUGAAUUAGACUCAUUAGAAAAACGUUUAAAUGUCGCUGAACGUGAACUUAACAAAGCAAAUUUAACUGAACGUAUUAAUAAAUUGACAGAAAACCGCAAUUCACAAAAUAAAUGGAUUGCAAAAUAUGAAAGAGAAGUAAAUCAGUUACGUGCUGAAGUCAAUAAUAUUGAGGCGAUAUCCGCAGCAUUACCAGAUGAUUGUUUUAAAAAUAAUAAAUUAGAACCAUAGAUGAUAAAAUAAAGAAUUAAAUUAAAAUAUUAAGAAAAAUUUAUUAAUUAUAAAACUUUGAAAUCCAAACAAGAGAAAAAAAUUUUAAAUUAAAAACCAAAAUUACUUAAGCAUUUGAAUUUCGAAAAUUUUACGAAUAUAUUUUCGAAUAUUUUUUUUUUUUUUAUUAUUUUUAAAUUUAUUUUAUACAAUAUUAUAUAUAUAUAUAUGUAGAUGCAAAUGAUAUAUAUAAAUGUAGUUGCUUAUUUUUUCGUUUAUAAUUAUAUAAUUAUGUAGUUUAAU